Nylanderia fulva is the source of this 713-nucleotide messenger RNA. NCBI's taxonomy places the organism in Eukaryota, Metazoa, Arthropoda, Insecta, Hymenoptera, Formicidae. The record is from RefSeq and is a predicted model, not a curated record.
AUGAAAAAAGCGAUAUGGGCAACAUUCUACCAUUACGGCUCAACAGACAGCAAGCCUAAACAUCAUUUUUGUCCCGAAGGCCCGGAAUCGUGGUGCAAGUGGCAACAAGCGAAAGCUAAAGGAGAACUGAGGAAUUUCCGUCACGAUUAUUCAGCAUUGCCAAAAACGGUGUUAGAUCCCAUCAAACCAAUUUACGAAGACCUCAGCAAUGACAAAUUGUUGGAACGCUGUGUUGGCGGAUACACACAAAACAGCAAUGAGAGCUUCAACCAACUUAUUUGGAAGAUAGCUCCAAAAACGAUGCACAGCGGGGCCAAAAUUGUUAACAUUGCUGCAUUUCUUGCAACAUGCACGUUCAACAAUGGUGUCACGUCAUUGUUAGAAAUUAUGAACGUAUUAGGAAUAUCAGUCGGAUCGGGCGCGCACUUGUACGCUGCGCAAGAAGACGAAACUCGCAUAGCGAAAGCCGAGCUGCAAGCGCAAGAACAGACUAAAGAAGGUCGAAUACGGCGCCGACAACAAAAUUUAGAAAAUAUGAACAUUCCGUCGACCGUAGAAGACUUACACUAUGGGCCUGGUAUCGAUGAUUCCAUAUGAUUUUUGAAGAAACGCCAGUGGGUACCGUUUACCCGGAUUUUCUUACGGCGCUCCAAAGAUUAUACCACAACCUCGUCAAUUUUUGAUUUUUUUUAAUAAAAAAAAUUGGACAUAUU